Molecule: messenger RNA, 2462 nt
Organism: Abrus precatorius (Indian licorice)
Lineage: Eukaryota; Viridiplantae; Streptophyta; Magnoliopsida; Fabales; Fabaceae
Product: 3-ketoacyl-CoA synthase 11
Exons: 2
Coding region: 578-2110 (510 amino acids)
Biological process (GO): fatty acid biosynthetic process
Cellular component (GO): membrane
Molecular function (GO): acyltransferase activity, transferring groups other than amino-acyl groups
Source: RefSeq, a predicted model, not a curated record
AACCCAUGUCUGCGACUCGGUUCAUUCUCUCCCUUUUAAUUUGGUUUUUGGUUGCAUCUCUCAGCUCUCACGUUCCCACGCUUCUUAUGUUACUGCUACUGUUAACAGUGAACAUGUUCUCUCCAUGCUUGUCGUGAUUCCCUUCCCCUUUCGCCUCCAUUAUCACUCACAGUGUUCUUUUAAACCUCAGAAUCUCUCUCCUUCGUUCAAAUAUUAAAAUCUACAGUAGUUUUUUUUAAAAUGGUAGGAAUAUUUUUUUUUUAUUAGUUAAAAUGUAUUAAAAUUAUAAAAAUAAAAUAAUAAAAAGACAGAUAAAUUUGAUAUUUUUAAAUCAAAUAUAAUUAAUGAUAAAAAUAUAUUUAAAAAAAGUGAUAAACAAUGCAUUGUUUAUAGUUUUUUGCUUAAAUUCUAAUUCUUCCCUGUAAUCUCUGUCUCUGUCUCUCUCUACAUAUGUAUAUUUAACAACUACAAUUAUUCCAGCUCCCUUACCUGUUUUUCCUUCUUCUCUCUACCAUCAACAUCUCUCUCCUUUCGUGCUACAUUCCUGCGAUCUGCUGGCUUUGGUUGUCAAGCCAAAAUGGCAGAUGCAAAUCCGGAUACACCCUUGAUGGCAUCAUCAUCGCGGAGUCUUCCCGAUUUCAAGAAGUCUGUUAAAUUGAAGUAUGUUAAGCUUGGUUAUCAUUACCUCAUCACCCAUGGAAUGUACCUCUUCCUUUCCCCCCUAGUGGUGCUGACUGCUGCACAGCUUUCCACCUUCUCCCUGCAGGAUUUGUAUGAUCUUUGGGAGCAUCUACAAUACAACUUGAUAUCUGUUGUCAUUUGCUCAACUCUCCUUGUUUUUCUAUCCACCCUUUACUUUCUAACUCGUCCUCGACCGGUGUAUCUUGUCAAUUUCUCCUGUUACAAGCCUGAAGAAUCCCGGAAAUGCACGAAAAGGAUUUUUAUCGAUCAUUCCCGGUUGACCGGUUCUUUCACAGAGGAAAAUCUUGAAUUCCAGCGAAAGAUCCUUGAGAGAUCUGGCCUUGGGGACUCUACUUACCUUCCAGAGGCUGUCCUCAACAUUCCUCCCAACCCUUCGAUGAAAGAAGCAAGAAAAGAAGCCGAGACUGUGAUGUUUGGUGCCAUUGAUGAGCUAUUAGAUAAGACCUCUGUAAAGCCUAAAGACAUCGGAAUUCUGAUUGUAAAUUGUAGCCUGUUCAACCCAACUCCAUCGCUUUCUGCAAUGAUUGUUAAUCAUUACAAGCUUCGGGGGAAUAUAAAGAGCUACAACCUAGGUGGGAUGGGUUGCAGUGCAGGGCUGAUCUCAAUUGAUCUUGCUAAAGAUCUUCUCCAGGCCAAUCCCAACUCAUAUGCUUUGGUCAUUAGCAUGGAGAAUAUUACAUUGAAUUGGUAUUUUGGAAAUGAUCGGUCAAAGCUUGUUUCCAAUUGUUUAUUUCGUAUGGGAGGAGCUGCAGUUCUGCUUUCUAAUAAAAGAUCUGACAGAAGAAGAUCCAAAUACCGAUUGGUCACCUCUGUGCGCACUAAUAAGGCUGCUGAUGACAAGUGCUUUAGCUGUGUUACCCAAGAAGAAGAUGACAAUGGCAAAAUUGGUGUUACUUUGUCAAAAGAUCUGAUGGCAGUUGCAGGUGAUGCUUUAAAAACCAAUAUCACUACACUGGGUCCUCUUGUACUUCCAACGUCCGAACAGCUGCUAUUCUUCGUCACGUUAGUUGGGAAGAAACUUUUCAAGAUGAAGAUCAAACCUUAUAUUCCAGAUUUCAAGCUAGCUUUUGAACAUUUUUGCAUUCAUGCUGGAGGCAGAGCUGUUUUGGAUGAACUAGAGAAAAACUUGCAGCUAUCUCCUUGGCAUAUGGAGCCAUCAAGGAUGACACUUUAUCGAUUUGGAAACACCUCUAGCAGUUCGCUGUGGUAUGAGCUGGCUUACACAGAAGCCAAAGGCAGGAUCAAAAAGGGAGAUAGAACAUGGCAAAUAGCGUUCGGUUCUGGAUUCAAGUGUAACAGUGCAGUGUGGAAGGCUCUCAGGACCAUCAAUCCUGCUAAGGAGAAGAGUCCUUGGAUGGAAGAGAUUGACCAGUUUCCGGUGGAUGUUCCUAGGGUAUCUGCCAUCUAAAACAAUGACAUUUAUGUAUUUGUGUAUCACUAUCAGCAUUAGAUGGUAGCUUUUGGACUAGUGAAAUACUCUUACUAAGUUAUCGUAAUACAUUACUGUUUUCAGAGUAUUUUAGGAAUUUUAUUAUGCUAUGCUACGUACUAGUAGGUCUAACUUGGGGUAGAUUUUGUUAAAUCCAAUUUAAUCAUGGACUGGUGCUUGAGCUUUUGGUUGCUAUGAGAUGUGUUUCUCAGGAAUGUAUUUAUUGAUUGCUCUGUGGAUUGUGUGAUAGUAAAUGCUUAGGGCAUCUGAAAUGUAAUUCCCAAUCUCAACCGUGGCUUGUCCAGUGAAAUCAAAAUUAAACAAUUCCAUU